Molecule: messenger RNA, 2502 nt
Organism: Meira miltonrushii
Lineage: Eukaryota; Fungi; Basidiomycota; Exobasidiomycetes; Exobasidiales; Brachybasidiaceae
Exons: 1
Coding region: 1-2502 (833 amino acids)
Source: RefSeq, a predicted model, not a curated record
AUGAAACAACCAAUCUUGUCUUUUGUCAAAAAGUCACCGAUCGAUGUGAUUGACCUAGCAACACCUUCAUCAUCUGAAGAUAGCGAUUUCAGAAAAAGUAUCAGGUCCUCAAACCGUAAAGCUCCUCGAGUAGUUUAUGAGAAUGGUACAGAUUUGAUAAAAAAUAAAAAUGGCGAAGGAAGUUCAAAAGGUGCAAAUAGCAACAUUGUCGAGCAGUCCAAACAAGAAUCAAGCAAGUCUUCAUCAGAAGGCAAAUCGAAUAAUAAAAAGAAAGAAAGUCCCGUACUUUGUCAUCAUCACAGAGCCGCUUGUCAAGGUAAUGUAGUUCAAUGCACAGUUGUAAGACCCAACGGAAGUCGUUGUCCUAUCCAAUACUGCGAAUCAAGCUUGGAAAAGCAUUACAACCAAAGCUUUGGACAUAUUAGCACAAGAGGUAUUGGCAACAUAUACAGAGAGGGUCUUGAUCAUGUGCUGAAAGAUAAUUACGUGUUUGCUUGUCCUAGCUGCACCGGUACGUGUAAGUGCUACAUGUGCAAAAUGAAGGAGAACGGACAUCCAAAAGAGGCUCUUGGAAAGCGCGAUCGUGAAAACGAAUCACACGACUCUCUCCUGACAAAGUCCAAGGACGCAAAGAAGAAAAAGACAGCAAAAAAGGUUAUGCAGCCUACGAUCUUGAAUGGAUUUGCACGAGCAGUGCAAAGCGAUGGCAGUGUCGCUUACAGACAAGAUGCAAGCUCCUCGACAGACCCACGCACACCUCCUACAAAGAAACGUAAAUUCUUACCAGCCUUGAUUGAGCCGAAAAAGGCUGAGCAACCAAGACUGGAAAAGAUCGAGACGAGAUUGCCUCUGCCAAACGUGAUGGAGCGUAUAUGGAUUUACGAAUCUUUAGUGCGCUUCGAUGCGAUCGACAUGCCGAAAAAGGCGGUUUUGCAGAAGCUUGAUCGCUUUGACGAUUGGUCAGAAUCACAAGUGCAUACGAUGCUCGUCCGAUUAUCAUGCUAUUUAGCAGAAGUCAAGACACUGAAACAAUAUCCUCAGCCAUCGCAUAUGAGAUUUCGACCUCUGAUCAAGGCGUUACAAGAAGCAGACAAGGAUCUUACACGUGGCGAGGCUUGGGAAAAGGCAAAAGAACUCUUGGAACACAAAGAGGUGGAUUUACCAGAAUUGGAAGAUGUUGAGCUGCGCCCUGAUCAAAUGGCUAGCACGGCUGAUGAAUCUUUCUCAUCUGAUGCAGACAAGAGCAUCACACCUACUGAAACAUUGCUGAACAGUCGAGCUACAAGAUCAAGACGGGCCGCCAAUACUGCUGCACGUGAGCGAGUGAAGUAUUUCACCUCGAAUGAUCUGCAUAUUGAUUCAGAUGAUGAAGAGUCAGAGAAAGGAGAUGAUGCGAUGGAUUAUGCAGACGCAUUGAAUGAUGAAGAUGACGAAAAGCCCAUACUGCGAAAGAGUCGUAGAUCUGCUCGAACAGUUCAACAAAAAGAAGAAGAUGAUCAAACACGAUCAGAUCAUCGAAAAGCGCUUGGAUUGCGUGACCGUUCGAAGAGAAACAGUAAUGCAAACGAACCGGUAGAGGAGAAGAAAGCUAAAAUUGACAGUGACAGUGACGAUGACGAAGAUGUGGUCUUUGUAGAGCCAGAGGAGACAAAGCAAGAAAAGACACCUUUACCGCCUUUUGAGCAACGGAUUGCGGUCUUGUCUGGAAUGAUUGAAUUGGUCUUGCAACGUACAGAAAUUCGAGCAGAAGUCGAAGAAGGCGCAAGACUGGUUCGCGAAAGAGCCAAAGAAACAAGAGAUCGCGAGAAAGAAUUACUCAAAAAGCAAGACGAGGAAAUUAAAGAAUUGCGAAAGAAGCAAACAGGAACUCUCAAAACACAAGAAUGGAGAGAGCAAAUGGACGAAAAAUCUCGCGAACACUUGAUUGAAUUGAUCGAUAUUCGUGUUGACCUUCAUGUUUACACUGAUGCAAACAAACCUCGUACGGGUCCUUUGGGUCGCGAUACAGAUGGGAAUGAGUAUUGGCACCUUUCUGAAUUCAAUGAACAAUUCCCCGCGGACACAACAGGUCAUUGGGCUUGGUCUUUGCUUGUGAUGGGCAAGAUGUCAACGAUCCCUACUCAGGCAUUGCGACGUGACUCAACUGAUGCAAUGGUUGAAGAGGACGCAAAGGAUGGUGAAGAGAGUGUUCCUGCUUCUGAUGCACCAGAAAAGCCGGUGAUCUAUGGAACAAAUUAUGCAGAUGAGAUCAAUAAGCUCAUCAAUUUUGUUCGUUACCGUUGCGAGCUGAAAUGUUACGAUGAAGAAAAACAGUUGCGCAAGAAGGAAGAUGACGCAUACAAUACUGUUGAUGAGAACGACCAGAAACGCAUGAUCAAAGCUUGUUCUCGUGAGAGGAAAACAUUGAUGUCCAUGCAUGACGUUCAAAAACGAGAUGUGAAACAAUUGUGCGAACGAUUGAACAACAUCAAAGAAUAUUAUCAAUGGCAUAGAUGGGGGUGA